Messenger RNA from Paramuricea clavata, 1741 nucleotides. Lineage: Eukaryota; Metazoa; Cnidaria; Anthozoa; Malacalcyonacea; Plexauridae. The record is from the annotation of a GenBank genome assembly.
GUUUCCUCUCCCCAAAAGUCUCCAUACCUUCCCAUGAAGGUGGGUUAAUUUAAUUUUUCGUUUGUGUUUUUGCUUUUAUUCUACCAUAUGCUGUCUGUAUCUGUUGCGAAAUCUCGCACAUCAAUAAUUUUUGUUUUUGUAAAGUGGAAACACCAGAUGAAUUCUUUCUGGGCGCCAUAUUUUGAUACUCGUGUUGUUUGCAAACUCUAUCUCUGAAUAUUCUCAUUUUUCCGAUCAGAAGUUCUGUAAGAACCGAAGUAUUAUAAAGAUUCAGUAAAGACAGACUCGAGGGAACAGUUGGGUGAUAUUUUUAAUCGAAAUUUGACCGCACGUGUGAUCGUACGGGGAAAUUUGGGAAAAGAUCAAAAGCUGAAACCAUGUCUAGGAAAUGUGAUGUUUGUAAGAAGGUAUUUUCUACGAAAGGAGAUUUGCUGAAACAUGAAAGAACACAUACUGGAGACAAACCUUAUGAAUGUGAUGUUUGCAACAGAAGAUUUUCGCAGUCGAGCCACUUAGCUACCCAUAAGAGAACACACACUGGAGACAAACCUUAUGAAUGUGAUGUUUGCAACAAAAGAUUUCUGCAUUCAGGUAACUUAGCUACACAUAAGAGAACACACACUGGAGACAAACCUUACGAAUGUGAUGUUUGCAACAAAAGGUUUUCGCGGUCAGACGUUUUAGCUAUCCAUAAGAGAACACACACUGGAGAGAAACUUUAUGAAUGUGAUAUUUGUAAUAAAAGAUUUUUUCAUUCUGGCAGCUUAGCCAUACAUAACAGAACACACACUGGGAACAAACCUUAUGAAUGUGAUGUUUGCAACAAUAGAUUUUCGCACUCAAGCACCUUAGUUAUACAUAAAAGGACACAUACUGGAGACAAACCUUAUAAAUGUGAUGUAUGCAAUAAAAGAUUUUCUGACUCAAGCACCCUAACUAAACAUAAGAGAACACACACUGGAGACAGACCUUAUGAAUGUGAUCUUUGUAAGAAGAGAUUUUCACACUCCGGCCACUUAACUACACACAAAAGAACACACACUGGAGACAGACCUUAUGAAUGUGAUGUUUGUAAGAAGAGAUUUUUUCAUUCAAGCCACUUAACUAGGCAUAAAAGAACACACACUAGAGACAAACCUUACCAAUGUGACGUUUGCAACAAGAGAUUUUCAGAAUCACACAAGCUAACACGACAUAAAACGUCAGCACACAAGAGAAAUCAGAGUUUUGGGUGCGGUAUCUGCAAGAAAACAUUCGCAAAACGACAAAGUCUCAGACGUCACUGGAGGUCACACUGGAGAGAUGGCUUAUUAUUGUGCCACACCUGUGGCAAAGAAAUUAUUGAAGGUCAAGGACAUGCUAAUGAGAUUCUGAGUGAAGAUCAUUUUGUCUGUGACAAAUGCAACAAACAGUUCCCUGAUAUUGAAAGUUUAUAUCAGCACAAGGCUGAAGACCAUGGUACGUCCUACCAAUGUGAUGUCUGUAAGGAAUUAGAAGCAAGAGAAGCAACUGGUAUUGGUUAUAUCUGUUGUGUCUGCAAUGCUGAGUUUGAAAUUGCCACUGAACUUGAAGAUCAUAUGAGUAUGCAUGACAAUGUGCUGCCCCACUAGACUAGCAACAUAAAUUGAAAAUAUUUGGGUGAUACAGUAUGUUGUAAUGUGUUGAAAUUUAUGUUGAAAUUAUUUUGAGAUUGUUUGAAGUUGAUUAACUUGUUUUUACAAUGUUGAAAACGAUACACACC